CAGCUUAUUUCCUAGUGAGGUCGUUUACUUGUAUCUUGUAUCAUUGCUUGUCGCAGGUUCUCGUAUUAGCUUUUCUACUAAAGUAAAAUCUUCCUUAUAGUAUCGUGUUGAAUAUUAAUUGAAGUUAAUUUGUUCUAUUGAAAAAUUAAAAUGAUUGGACGUCCUAGUCAAAUUAUAUUGGCCUCUAAGAACAUAACUAGUCUUCUGAAGAAUCCAGCAAUCACUCAAAUUUGUCUUAGAAAUGGAUCUUCCAAUGCUCAACCAGUAUCACAAGAAAGCACUAAAGUAGAAGAAAGACCAUAUCGUCCGUAUUCUCCAUUUCAAAAUACAAAUAGUAAGGCUGAAUAUGCUGUUGCUCGUUUAGACGAUAUUUUGAACUGGGGCCGUAAGCAUUCACUUUGGCCUUUAACUUUUGGAUUGGCUUGUUGUGCCGUGGAAAUGAUGCACAUAGCUGCUCCUCGAUAUGAUAUGGAUCGAUAUGGUGUUGUUUUUCGUGCAUCACCUCGUCAAGCUGAUCUUAUUAUAGUUGCAGGAACGUUGACAAAUAAAAUGGCCCCAGCUCUAAGGAGGGUUUAUGAUCAAAUGCCUGAUCCAAAAUGGGUCAUUUCAAUGGGAAGCUGUGCAAAUGGCGGUGGUUAUUAUCACUAUUCGUACUCAGUUGUAAGAGGAUGUGAUAGGAUUAUUCCAGUUGAUAUUUAUGUACCCGGUUGUCCUCCAACUGCAGAAGCAUUGAUGUAUGGUAUCUUACAGUUGCAAAAAAAAAUUAAGAGAAUGACGCUUACUCAGAGCUGGUACAGAAAGUAAUUGUAAUUACUUAUAACAUUUGUAUUGUGUAUUACAUAUUUUACUUUUUGUUAAAUUGAAAAUGUUUAUAUAGCACAGUUUCGUGUUAUGUACUCUAGAUACUAGUUUAGUGUAUUGAAAUAUAUCAAUUCGCUGUGUUAA
Molecule: messenger RNA, 945 nt
Organism: Sipha flava (yellow sugarcane aphid)
Lineage: Eukaryota; Metazoa; Arthropoda; Insecta; Hemiptera; Aphididae
Product: NADH-quinone oxidoreductase subunit B 2-like
Exons: 6
Coding region: 151-804 (217 amino acids)
Biological process (GO): aerobic respiration; electron transport coupled proton transport; mitochondrial respiratory chain complex I assembly
Molecular function (GO): NADH dehydrogenase (ubiquinone) activity; quinone binding; 4 iron, 4 sulfur cluster binding
Source: RefSeq, a predicted model, not a curated record